Messenger RNA from Ciona intestinalis (vase tunicate), 4187 nucleotides. NCBI's taxonomy places the organism in Eukaryota, Metazoa, Chordata, Ascidiacea, Phlebobranchia, Cionidae. The record is from RefSeq and is a predicted model, not a curated record.
AUGAACAACAGGCGUCACAUCCAUGUUCCGUAAAUUCUUUUAAUAAUCUCCGAUGAUUGAUAUGUGGUGUUUUGCAAUCAUUUAUUUGCAAAGACAACAAGCCAUGCACGUCGUAUGUUUGCCAAUGCAGGUGACUAUUAAACCACCAAACGUACGCUUAAGGCCUUUAGCAAAUGUAGCUUUACUAGGUGGUUGAUUAUGGAGACUUUUAUCGUGUUAUUACUACUAUCUUUAGCCAGAUUAUCAGAUAGCACGAACAGUCUAUUCUCCUGCGACUUUGAACAGAACAAUUGUGCUUUUUCCAAUGAUGUUUCUGUGGAACUUGGGUGGGGCAUCGGGGAUGGGGACCAUUUGACAUCUGGCACCGGACCAGAUGGAGACCACACAACAGGCACUGGCAAGUAUUGGUACAUGGAUUCCAGUCGAGCAGGUAACGGUGACCUUGGUCGUACUGCGACACCUCAUCUAUUUGAAAGUGGGUAUGCUUGCGCCACUUUGCAGUUCUACUAUCAUAUGUUUGGUGAUGACAUCGGGACGUUAAAUGUCUACGUCAUAACUGACCCCCCUCCCUAUUACUACGACAAUCCAGUGUGGAGUGUCACUGGUGACCAAGGAAACCAAUGGCUUUUGGGUGAAGUCAAUAUUAGCUUCCCCUUAGAUUACAUGAUUGCGUUUGAAGGAACUGCAAAGCGUUCACCGUUUGAUAACGAAGGAGAUAUUGCAAUCGAUGACGUUUCUGUCUUUACGGGUGGCUGUGAUUAUGAGAUCUGUUCACUUGGUGUGGAUUGGUGUAAGAAUGGAGGAUACUGCAUUCCAUUCCCAAACAACACACAUGUGUGCGACUGCGUACAGGGCUGGGAAGGAGUCCAGUGUGAGCUAGAUGUUGAUGAAUGUGCCUCGAACCCAUGUAGUAAUGGUGGCAACUGCACACAUGGUUUCAACAGCUAUGAAUGCUUCUGUGGUAUUGGUUACCAUGGGACAACUUGUGAAUUUGUUGACCAAUGUAUCAAUGGUGGAUUGAACCGGUGUGAAAACGGUGGUACAUGCGUUCCAGUUGAGAAUAGUAAAUACUGCAUUUGUGCUGCUGGGUAUACAGGGGUUUACUGUGAAAUAGAGAUUGAUGAAUGUUUGGUUACCCCUUGUUUAAAUGGAGGGACAUGCACUGAUCUUGUGAAUGGAUACGCAUGCAACUGUACUGAUGAUUGGAAAGGUUAUGGUUGCGAGUUUGCUUCAGGAGGUUGUGACUUUGACCUCACCAGUUGUGACUACAGCACUGACAUCCAUGCUGAUUUUAAAUGGGAAUUAACAUCUGGUCAAACUCCUAACUUUCUCACAGGGCCUAAUGCUGACCACACAACAGGAGACACAGGUAACUAUUGGUUUGCGAAUGCCUUUUCUUCAUCCAAUGGUGACAGAGGAAUCUUGUAUUCAUCUACUUUACCAACAUCAGCUAUAUCUACAUGUACCAAUAUAAGUUUCUGGUAUUGGAUGGUAGGAGGGGCUAGUGGAACAUUAAACGUUCAUAUCACUGACUCAGAAGAGGUUAAUGCUAAUUCUAUUCCGGCAUGGUCACGCUCUGGUAAGCAAGGAUCUGAUUGGUUGGAAGGAAAUAUUGAAAUAAGUGCAACAACUCCAUAUAAGAUUGCAUUUGAAGUUGUGAAACCUGCUGCAAUACAAUAUGAUGACAUAGCUAUCGAUGAUGUCAUCAUAUCUGUUGGACAUUGUGAAUUCAGCAAUUGUUUCAGUCAACCGUGUCAUAAUGGAGGAACUUGUAUUGAGGAUGACACGCAUGACUACCUCUGUAUUUGCACUGAUCAGUGGACCGGAACUAACUGCGAAAAUGAUGCUGACCAAUGUCUCAGCAAUCCCUGCCAGCAUGGUGGUGUAUGUAUGGAUGGAUACCAAUCCUAUACAUGUAAUUGUGAUGUUGGUUAUGUUGGGUUAUCCUGUGAAUAUUUGAAGGGGAGUUGUGACUUUGAAGAUAUGUCGGACCCAAUAUGCAGCUAUACGCAUGAUGUUACCGGUGACUUUAAUUGGAUUCACUGGUCAGGGGAAACCCCAUCUGCAUUAACAGGACCCAAUGGUGACCACACUAAUAAUGGAGAGGGGUUCUACAUUUAUGCUGAAGCUACAGGGCAAGUGGCAGGCGACACUGGAAGAGUUAUGACUCCAUUUGUGCCUGGGAGUGGUAACGCUUGUGUGACGUUGUCAUUUUGGUAUUCCAUGUAUGGUGGUUCAAUUGGUGAGCUUGCAGUUCAUGUUGAGUUUAACAACCAAGUGUUGCCCAGUCCUGUUUGGAAUGAACUUGGUAGUAUUGGGGGUGGGAGACCACAAUGGAAAUAUGCAGAACUAAAUAUUAGCACACCCCACGACUUCCGUGUUGUGUUUGAAUCCAUCAUGGAAUCAAAAAGUUUAAUUGAUGAAGACAACAGAGGGGAUAUUGCUAUUGAUGAUGUUGUUGUUCAAAUCAAUGAUUUCUGUGAUUAUGAAGCUUGUUUUAUUGCACCUUGUCAGCAUGGAGGAACUUGUGUGGCUGAAGGUUCUCAAUACAGUUGUCUUUGUCCGACCGAUUUCUCGGGUCCAGCUUGUGAGAUAUACGGUCAAUGUGAAACAAAUCCUUGUCAGAAUGGGGGAGUGUGUGAAAUUGGAAGUAAUGGCGACUUUGAAUGCAUAUGUUUAAGUGGUUGGGUCGGACGUACAUGUUCUGAAGUUGAUCAUUGUGCUCCGAAUCCUUGCGAAAAUGGUGGCACCUGUGCAUUGGGACCUAUAACUUUCACAUGCCACUGUCAAGUUGGUUAUACCGGUGACACUUGUCGCGACAACCCCGAUAAUUGUGUUGGCAAUCCUUGUAAGAAUGAUGGGAUCUGCACAGAUGGGUUGGGAGAAUUUACUUGUCAGUGCGUUGAGCCGUUUUAUGGAGAUGUAUGCGAUAAAGCACCAGGCAGCUGUGACUUUGAAAACAACAUCUUGUGUGGUUGGACAGUUGAUGGUAUGUCAGAUUACAACUGGAUAUUAGAGGAGGGGGCAGGACCUAACUACCCACUCAGUGGACCACAGAAGGAUCAUACUUACCAACAGAUAGGUAAGGGGUUUUACCUUUUCACCCCACUAUACCGGAGCAACCCAGUAGAGGGGUCCAGAUAUCGCAUCAGAUCACCCACUUAUAAUGUCGCAACAUAUGGAACAUUGUAUCAGUUUGAUUUCUUUUAUCAUAUGUCCGGAUCUGGAAUCGGAACUUUAAACGUUUUUCUUGACCAGCAAGGAUCUGUAUCCAACCUACUAACAGUGACCGGCGAGCAAGGAAACUCUUGGCUCAAAUUCUCGCAUUCAUUUCAAUCUACUGUGGAUUGGUCUAUAGUAAUUGAACACAGGACAAUAGAAACAGUGUUCUACAUGGGGGAUAUUGCAGUGGAUGAUCUUAAAGUUUCUCUUAUUGAACCACCAGCCACAACAACAGUUGCGUCAACAACUGAAACCCUGGCUACAACAACAAUGACAACAACAACAUUGGAUUCAACUACAACACAGCAAGCAACAACAACAACAAUGCCAACAACAAACAACCCACCAGAAAUAUCAACAACAACAAUAAAGACAACAACAACAACAGCAACAAACUAUCCUCCAGUAACAACAACAACAAAAACAAGAACAACAACAAAGGAAGCAACAUCAUUACCAAUGCAAGAAACUACAACCACAGCUGAUGAUAACUCUCAAAAUCAAGGGGGUGUGUCAGGCGGUACGAUAGCUGGGGCUGUGAUUGGUUCCCUUGUUGCCGUAGCAAUGUUGGCUGGGUUGGUAGUUUGGCUUUUCCGGAAUCAAAAACAAAAUUCUUCAUCAAAAUUAGGCGAGGAAUUUGACAAUGAAAGCUCUCAUUUUGCCAUUCCCGAGAGCACGUCUGUUGUGAACCCACUUUAUCAGUUAUAGGAUAUCAUGUACAUUCACUUUCUUUAUUUUAGGAAACUGAUCUUUUGGUACAACAGAUUUUACAUAGAUUUUAUUAUAAUAAUUGAUCUGUCAUGCAGUGAGACAGUAAACUCGCUAUAUAAAUUAUUGUCUGAACAUCUGUAAGUUUGAAACCUCUUAUAUCAACUGCAAGGUUUUCUAGAAGACAUUGGUGACUUUAUCUAGUAUUCUAGUGCAGUGGUUUUCAAACUGCAUUAAAAAAGUUUUGCAACUACUGA